Molecule: messenger RNA, 1551 nt
Organism: Effrenium voratum
Lineage: Eukaryota; Dinophyceae; Suessiales; Symbiodiniaceae
Source: the annotation of a GenBank genome assembly
AUGGCUCGGGUGAUCUGGUCGCUGGCGUCCUUGGCGACGUGCGCUGCCGGUCCGGCUCCGAUCGACGCCAAAGCCAACGCCCACCCAAGCCCCGAGAAGAGCAUCCAGCAUUAUCCUUACGAGGACUUGAUCUCGGAGACGGUGGGCUUUUGCUACCGGGAGCUGGUGAAGAAUUCGAGCUGCUGCUUGGACCAGGAGUAUGGCAAAGGCGUGCGCAAGCAGGUGGUGAGACGGCCUGGCGUGGGAUGGCUCUGCGGCAAGGAUUGCUACGAUGAUGUGAAGGGCUACCGCGGGGACGAUGUUCUGUGGAUACCGCACAAGGCAACAUGCGACACUCCUCGCCUCAUGUGGAUUCACGGUGGCAGUUGGGAGUAUGGGUCACCCGACACCCUGUCCUACGGCCAGCUCGCCUCCAAGAUUGCCUCGCUCUCUGACGCCAUCGUGAUGGUGCCCGACUUUCCUCUGACGCCGGUGGGGGACUACCAUGUGAUCAUGAAGGCGGGCCUGGACGCCCUGCGCUGGCUGGCGGAGGCGGAGCUGGGCAUGAGGUGCCGCCCGGGCAGCGCGCCGCUGCUCAUCGGCGGGGACUCGGCGGGGGGUGGCACUGCGGUGAGCCUCACGCUGGUGCUGAAGAAGAGCAACGGCUGGAUCCCGCAACCCGUGGCCAUCACGGCGCCCACACAGCCGCAGAUGGCCCAAGCCCAGAUCCUGGCAGGUGCCAUUUUCUUCAGCCCUUGGACAAACCUCCGAUGCGACACCCCUGACUACUACUACAACGCCUUCGCCAAGAUCGUGGACAAGAAGGCUUUUCGGGACCCGAGCUCGGGGGUUGCCUACGUGGGGGACCUCAUGUUCCGCGGCCAUCCGGAGGAGAAUUUGGACGAGUUCACGGCCAACGCCAAGAGCUACGUGGGAAGUGACGACAGCUUGCUGACGGACCCCGUGGCCUCGCCCUUCUUUGGGACGGAGAAGGAGCUUGGAGGCGGGGGCAUCCCGCCCUUGCUCUUCAUGGUGGGCGGCUCGGAGUCCAUCUUGGGCGACAGUAUGAUCGUGGCCCAGAAGGCGGCCUUCUUCGGCGCCAGCGUUCACGUGGACGUGCACGUGGGCAUGUGGCACGACUUCCCCAUGUACUCCGAGGGCUGCGGCGCGGGCAAAGAGCUCUGGCAGGCCUCGCUGGCCCUGAACCGCACUGCCAACUUCAUCCGGGGAGUGUCGGCACGAAGUAUCCGCGCCAGUCGCUUGGGGCUCCAGUGGCCACCCUCCACCUCCAAGCCUAGCACGCCACAUACCAGGUACAUCUACGAUGUCACCAGGCCUGGAGCUUACAGGUGGUUCCCCAAGAGCCUCUUGGGCGCCACCUCCGGUGCCACGAGCUUCUUCGAGCUGCCGGAGCCGACUCCCUUCGCGCACCUUGAGAAGGAGAUGGAGCAGGUGCCGCUGACCCGUUUGGCAGCCAUCGGCCUGUUGGCUGCCGGCUUGGUGGCACAAGUGAGCUACUUCAUGCUGAGGAGGCGUCGAGGGAGAGAAGGCUACGCCUUGAUGGAGGCAUAA